GCCGCGCCGCUGCUGAAGUUUCUAUGAUGGCGGCUAGUAAUUAUUUUGGAUUUACAGCUGCUGUAGCUGCUGCAGCAGCAGCCGCCGGACCGCAAUUCAGCACCCAGCCGCCGCCCCUUGCGUAUUCCCACCCAACCACUGGCAGCUACAACGUUCAGCCCGCCCCUGGAGUGGCCCACACUGUCACGGCGUCAUACCCUGCAGCUACAGCCCAACCAGCUCAGCCGGCAGUGACUGCCACAUACCCCGCCUUCAUCAACUAUGGCUACUGCCAGCCCGAACCUUCCCAGCAACCGACGACCACCCCUCAAAGCUACCAGGUGUUAACCGAACCGGAGAAUUACACUUACGGGCGACCACCUGCAGUCAGCAGUUACGAUAACAAGCAGUACUUUCAAACAAGCAUCACACCUGCGCAACAAACAGUAGCCGAGGCCUACUUCCAGACAGGCCUGAAUAGUGUCUACACUCCCGUGAGCACAACAUACAGUCAGACUCCGGUUCAAAGACAGGUUGCAACUCUGAAACCGCCACCUGCUCCUAGUUCAGUUUCCUCAAGCUACACAAUCUACCCAACGGCAACUAGCGUUCAGCAAACUCCAACCCCCAUAUCCACGUACACACCCAGUUCUACCUUCAACUCUACACCUGCUACGACUUACUCUGUCGGUCUUAGUUACUCCAGCUAUGACUCCAGCAUUUACACGUCCACACCAUCGUACUUCCAGCCGGCCCAACUGGCCCCCCACCUGCAGCAGACACAACAACCCCCCAAAAUGUUCAGCAACUCUUCCUGGAGCAAUGCCGGGAGCAGCGUAGUCUCCAGUCCCGUUGUUAACACAUACAAGAAGCCCGUGUUCCACCAGAACAAGAUCCAGAAACCCAAAGGCCCGCCAAAACCACCCCAGCUGCACUACUGUGAUAUCUGCAAGAUAAGCUGCGCUGGGCCACAGACGUAUCGAGAGCACCUGGAUGGUCAGAAGCACAAGAAGAAAGAAGCGGCGCAGAAGAGCAGUAGUCAGGUGACCAAUGGACCUCGCGGCGUCCAGACGCAGUUGCACUGUGAGCUGUGUGACGUCUCGUGCACCGGCGCUGAUGCUUAUGCCGCACACAUCCGCGGAGCAAAGCACCAGAAGGUGGUUAAGUUGCACACCAAGCUUGGCAAACCUAUACCUUCCACAGAGCCAGUUUUCGUGAGCUCCGCCCCUGCUACAGUGGCUGCCACGGCAACAGCUUCCACCCCUACUGCUGCACCACGAAAGACGCCAGUGGUGACUUCUUCCAAAGUGAUGCCACUUCCUGUAAAAAAACCCAUACCUGCUAAAGUCUGCGUUGUCGCGAAUAAAACAUCUACAGCAGCUCCUGUGAAGAUGGAUGAGGUGAAGCCUCUCAUGAUGAAGAUGGACCUUCUGAGUGAUGAUGAAGAUGGUGACAGUACAGUUCCUCAGGGAGACAUUCAACCUGUGGGACACGAUUAUGUAGAAGAGGUCCGUAACGAUGAUGGAAAGGUGAUUCGCUUCCACUGUAAACUGUGUGAAUGCAGUUUUAAUGACCCCAACGCUAAAGACAUGCACCUGAAGGGCCGCAGACACCGACUGCAGUAUAAGAAAAAAGUGAAUCCAGACCUCCCAGUGGAGAUCAAGCUCGGUAAUCGAGCUCGGAAACUUCUAGAAGUCAAACUGAGGAAACAAAAACAGUCUAUGCUGUACAGACAACAAGAGGAGGAGCAGCGCUGGCACAUGGAAAUGAGGAGGUACGAGAAUGACCUGUACUGGAGGAGGAUGGAGGAGGAGCAGUUGUACUGGGGGGACCAGCAGAGACAUGGAAUGGCCCCGCCCCCUCUUAUGGGCCAGCCCACCUUGCCCGUGCCGCCCCUGCUGCCUGUUCGUAGGCCGGACUCCCCCGAUGACCGCCACAUCAUGGCUAAACACUCUACCAUCUACCCCAUAGAGGAGGAACUUCAGGCCGUACAGCGAAUUGUGUCACAUUCGGAGCGCGCGCUCAAACUGGUGUCUGAUUCGCUGUUGGAGAAGGACGACAACACAGACAAACAGUCGGAGUCUCAGUCACGUAUUCUGAAAGGAGUGAUGCGCGUGGGAAUCCUCGCUAAAGGCCUUCUCCUGCGCAGCGACCGCAAUGUUCAACUCAUCCUGCUCGCGGCCAAGAAACCGACCGCAUCGUUACUGAAAACCAUCGCGGAACAGCUGCCCAAACAUCUAGCGAGCUUUUCUGAAGAUCAGUAUGAGGUGCAGGUGCACACUGAGGAUGCAUUCAUCGCCAUUUUAUCAAGCAAGGAACCAAUAAUGCAGGUCACCAUCUCUCUAACGUCACCAGUGAUGCGUGAAGACCCCGACAUGGAGAAAGUUCCAGAGAAAGACCCUCCAGAUGUUCUCAACAGGAGCAAGUGCCUUGAGUACCUAGCAGCUCUCCGUCAUGCUAAAUGGUUUCAGGCUCGGGCUAACGGUCUUCAGUCCUGCGUGAUCAUUAUCCGCAUUCUGCGCGACCUGUGUCAUCGUGUACCUACCUGGGGCAAAAUGCCCGACUGGGCCGUGGAGCUGCUGGUAGAAAAGGCCAUUAGCAGUGCGUCGGGACCCCUCGGUCCAGGAGAAGCUCUGCGGAGAGUUUUGGAAUCCAUCGCCUCUGGAAUUCUUCUACCAGAUGGUCCUGGUCUGCUUGACCCAUGUGAGAAAGGUCAAACAGAUGCUCUAGGGAGCAUGUCAAAACAAGCCAGAGAGGAUGUGACCGUGAGUGCCCAGCAAGCGUUGCGACAGCUGGCUUUCCGUCAGAUCCAUGAAGUUCUUGGGAUGGGCUCCUUACCCGUCUCCAAACCUGGAGCUCGAACCCGCAAGAGACAAAGAGAGGGCAGUGACGUCGCAGAGAGAGAAGGCGAAGGAAAGAAAGACAAAAAGGACGAAUCUGAAAAUGCUCUGAAGUUGGCGUAGUCGGCGUAAUCUUAAAAUGAAUCACAAUUUAUUUGUCUUUUUUUUUAAGGUACAAAUCACUCAAAGAGGAACAAUGCAAUACUUGAUAGUUCUGCUUUCAAAAGAAGGACAAGAGAUGGAAACUAGUUCCCAUUUCUGAUGUAAUAUGUCUUGUAUUACCUCAGAGCUGAAAAUAGAUUGUAAUGCUACUGACCUUUAAAUGCAGUGAAUGUCUGAAUGUUGCUAGUGAUGAGCGACUGUCCUGUAUCUUAUAUUAACAGCUACUUAACAUAAGUUUUGCUGUACUAGGCAUUUUUACAUGUUAAUAGCACUUGAUUAAAAGCUUUACCAUCACAACACAUGCCAGUCUUUUUUUAUGUUUACAUAACACAUUUAAUACUAUAUGUAUGUGUAUAUAUAUUUAAGGGCAGUGAGUCCCAAAAGUCUGAGAUCACUAGAGAAAAUGCUAAUAUUUUCCGAUUUUCCAAUUUAAUAUUUUUCCUCCCCAAUCACAAAUUAUUAGUAUUUGGUAUGUCCCCCUUUUGCUUUAAUAACAGCAUGCACUUGAACUGGCACGAGCAAACCCUAAUUAUUAAUGUUAUUCAGCAUGAAUUGAGAAUAUUCAAUAGAGCAUCUUGUGUGCUUCAAUGGAAACAAUUAUUUGAAUAGAUUUUUCCAUUUGUUCCCAGACUUUUGGGUUAUAUUUAUAUAAUGUGAUUAUAAUAUAAUAUUUAUGUAAAUGCAAAGAAAUGAAGAGCUUCUCUUUUGUUUAUCUUGAAGAAAUGAAAGGCUAAUAAUGUUUUUAUUAAUAUGCUGUUAAAAGCAAUAUUAAUCAGGAAGCAUAUUCUGGUGAGCUUUGAGUGGUUUAAUAAAAUAUCAGAUUUUUUUUUAAAUUUUAAAAAUGUAUCAUACAGUGCACAAAAAUAGAUUUGUAUACUUGUAUACAAAUAUAUAUAAUUAUAUAAAUAGAUUUGAGUGCUGCAGUCAUUAUUUGGUUUGAUUUGCUUUGUUGUAUAGUGAUUAAUCAGUCAUUUAAGGCAGUGUUUCCCAACCACUGUGCCGCGGUACACUUGUGUGUGUUGUGAAAGACUGUCAUGUGUGCCGUGGAUAAUGAUCAGAUUCCACAAAAUAAAUAUAUGCAUGAAAAAAAGGGAUCCAAACUCCAACUUUCGCCAUUUUGAAAGCAUAAUCAGUGACUUUUGUGAUUGUGAAGAGCAAUGAUUAAUGCGUAAAAGUGAGUGAUAUUUAUACGUGUUAAGGGUCAUCACAUGACUCACGUCAGCGCUAUGAAGUGAGUGAUAUUUAUACGUGUAAAGGGUCAUCACAUGACUCACGUCAGCGCUGCAGAAUACGUUGAAGUCUAUGAAGAGUGAUAUUUAUACACGUAAAGGGUCAUCACAUGACUCGUGUCAGCGCUACAGAAUACGUUGAAGUCUAUGAAGUGAGUGAUAUUUAUACGUGUUAAGGGUCAUCACAUGACUCACGUCAGCGCUGCAGAAUACGUUGAAGUCUAUGAAGAGAGUGAUAUUUAUACGAGUAAAGGGUCAUCACAUGACUCGUGUCAGCGCUGCAGAAUACAUUGAAGUCUAUGAAGCGAGUGAUAUUUAUACGUGUAAAGGGUCAUCACAUGACUCGCGUCAGCGCUGCAGAAUACGUUGAAGUCUAUGAAGAGAGUGAUAUUUAUACGAGUAAAGGGUCAUCACAUGAUUCGUGUCAGCGCUGCAGAAUACGUUGAAGUCUAUGAAGAGAGUGAUAUUUAUACGUGUAAAGGGUCAUCACAUGACUCGUGUCAGCGCUGCAGAAUACGUUGAAGUCUAUGAAGAGUGAUAUUUAUACGUGUAAAGGGUCAUCACAUGACUCGCGUCAGCGCUGCAGAAUACGUUGAAGUCUAUGAAGAGAGUGAUAUUUAUACGAGUAAAGGGUCAUCACAUGAUUCGUGUCAGCGCUGCAGAAUACAUUGAAGUCUAUGAAGUGAGUGAUAUUUAUACGUGUAAAGGGUCAUCACAUGACUCGUGUCAGCGCUGCAGAAUACAUUGAAGUCUAUGAAGAGUGAUAUUUAUACGUGUAAAGGGUCAUCACACGCUACUAAGAUGUACAGAAAACAUGGCGAUGGUUAGCCGAUGUGGGAUAGUGGUGUGCCAUACAAUGUUUUAGUCGUUUAGUGUGCCGUGUCAGAAAAAAGGUUGGGAAACACUGAUUUAAGGAUUAGAAACUGCCGUUUCCACGGGGUAAUGAUAUGUUUUUCUCGAAACUACAAAACGUGUGUCUGUGGUUCUUCACUCGUGCCUGUGGUAAAGUUCAAGUGAGCAAUUUAAAGUACUUGAAAUGUUAAAAAUAAGGAUGUGCAAUACCUCACUAUUCGUACUUUUUUAUAUAAAGAAAAACAUCUUGGAGAUAUGCACAUUGUUGUGCGGUUUGCUAGCAAGAUUGCUAUUAGUAUAUUGAAUUAUUAUUAUUAGUAGUAGUAGUAGUAUAUUGGUUAUCUCUAUCGCUUGAGUUACAUUCUGCCACCUGUUUUAAAUGUAUAAUGCAAAAAUGUACCCGGCAUUUUACAAGUAUUCUUGCAGAGUGUUUUUUAUUGUUUGUAGGACGGUGAAGAGAACUGUGUGAACUGUUCAUUUGAAUAUCUGUGAAGUGCUGCUUCACUAAAUAAAUAUA
Messenger RNA from Xyrauchen texanus (razorback sucker), 5579 nucleotides. Its product is annotated as zinc finger RNA-binding protein-like. Gene Ontology annotation, molecular function: zinc ion binding; double-stranded RNA binding; single-stranded RNA binding. NCBI's taxonomy places the organism in Eukaryota, Metazoa, Chordata, Actinopteri, Cypriniformes, Catostomidae. Gene Ontology annotation, cellular component: precatalytic spliceosome. The coding region runs from base 24 to 2942 and encodes 972 amino acids. The record is from RefSeq and is a predicted model, not a curated record. The transcript is spliced from 19 exons.